UUCUAAAAGUCUUGCAUCAUCCCCAUGACCUCCUUCACUUUUCUUUUGUGUGAACUGUUAGGGGAAGUUGUUGUCUCUUUUUCCCCUCUUCCUUUAAGCUCUUUUCUGUUCUGCUUCUUUAAGUGCUCAGGGGAAGAAGCCAUUCAAACAAACUGCCUGUUCUCUCCUGGCUUAUUUAUAGUGUAAGUAAACAGCAGUGUUUGUCUCUAGUUUCUCCAAUGGUACUGGGACUAGUAAAUGAUCGGUUAUAAGAACAUGUCUAAUGUGACAGACAUGGAUUUGGACCUGGGAGGGAUAUUUCUAGAGAAUAGCACCUAUAACUACGAUGGGGACUAUGUUUAUAAAGAGGACUGCUCCCCUGAAGAUGGCAUUGGGGUGCAUUUUGGCACAGUGUUCCUCCCAAUGCUCUACUCCCUAACGCUGGUCCUGGGGCUAGUGGGUAACGUGUUGGUCCUGGUGGUUCUGGUCCAGAGGAGGCGGAACUGGAGCGUGACUGACACCAUCAUCCUGCACCUGGGCAUGGCUGACACCCUGCUGCUGGUCACGCUGCCCCUUUGGGCUGUUCAGGCCACUGGGAAAUGGAGUUUCGGGACCCCCCUCUGCAAGAUCACUGGAGCCAUGUUCACAAUCAACUUUUACUGUAGCAUCUUCCUGCUGGCCUGCAUCAGUCUGGACCGCUACCUGUCCGUGGUCCACGCGGUCCAGAUGUACUCUCGCAGGAAGCCCUGGAUGGGGCAGGCCAGCUGCCUGUCCGUGUGGCUCCUCUCCUUCCUCCUCUCCAUCCCUGACUGGCAUUUCCUGGAGUCUGUGAGGGACACCAGACGAGACAAAGUGGAGUGUGUUCACAACUACCCGUCCCUCUCCCAGUCUUGGUUUGACUGGCGCCUGGCGUCCCGCCUGCUCUACCACACGGUGGGCUUCCUUCUCCCCUCUGCAGUGCUACUCUUCUGCUACUCCUGCAUCCUGCUGCAGCUGCAGCGCGGCUCCCAGGGUCUCCAGAAGCAGAGGGCCGUCCGGGUCAUCUUGGUGUUGGUGCUGGUCUUCUUCCUCUGCUGGACUCCCUACAACAUCACCCUCAUGGUGGACACUUUUCAGGGGAGGCCUGGGGAGCCUGUUUCUGGGUCCUGUGAGAACGGGAGGACAGCUGUGGAGAACAGUCUGGUGGUUACGUUCGCUCUAGCCUGCCUGCACGCUUGCCUCAACCCAGUGCUCCAUCUCGGAAUGUGUAGAAACUUCCGGCAACGCGUGCUGGAUAUGGUGAGGUGUGUUGAGGGGGUGCAGCACGAUCUGAAACGCUCACUGUGGGAUUCAGGUGUGGUUGAGGACUCACCUGACCAAGCAGAGGAGAAGGGGACGUUGAACCCAAUGACAACCAUGGGACAGGUAUAGUCCACCCAGAGCUGAUGGGUAGGAAGAGGAUCCUAAUGACUAAUAUAGUAUGUCUUCCUGCCUUGAGGGGAAGUUGUAUGGGUCAUGGGUCUGGGGACUGUUGGAUGACCGUAACCUGGGUCAUGGGUCUGGGGACUAGUGGAUGACCGUAACCUGGGUCAUGGGUCUGGGGACUGUUGGAUGACCGUAACCUGGGUCAUGGGUCUGGGGACUGGUGGAUGACCGUAACCUGGGUCAUGGGUCUGGGGACUGGUGGAUGACCGUAACCUGGGUCAUGGGUCUGGGGACUGGUGGAUGACCGUAACCUGGGUCAUGGGUCUGGGAACUGGUGGAUGACCGUAACCUGGGUCAUGGGUCUGGGGACUGGUGGAUGACCGUAACCUGGGUCAUGGGUCUGGGGACUGGUUGAUGACCGUAACCUGGGUCAUGGGUCUGGGAACUGGUGGAUGACCGUAACCUGGGUCAUGGGUCUGGGGACUGGUGGAUGACCGUAACCUGGGUCAUGGGAAUGGGGACUGUUGGAUGACCGUAACCUGGGUCAUGGGUCUGGGGACUGGUGGAUGACCGUAACCUGGGUCAUGGGUCUGGGAACUGGUGGAUGACCGUAACCUGGGUCAUGGGUCUGGGGACUGGUGGAUGACCGUAACCUGGGUCAUGGGAAUGGGGACUGGUGGAUGACCGUAACCUGGGUCAUGGGUCUGGGUGCUGGUGGAUGACCGUAACCUGGGUCAUGGGUCUGGGGACUGGUUGAUGACCGUAACCUGGGUCAUGGGUCUGGGAACUGGUGGAUGACCGUAACCUGGGUCAUGGGUCUGGGGACUGGUGGAUGACUGUAACCUGGGUCAUGGGUCAUAGGUCUGGGGACUGGUGGAUGACCGUAACAUGGGUCUGGGGACUGGUGGAUGACCGUAACCUGGGUCAUGGGUCUGGGGACUGGUGGAUGACCGUAACCUGGGUCAUGGGUCUGGGGACUGGUGGAUGACCGUAACAUGGGUCAUGGGUCUGGGGACUGGUGGAUGACCGUAACCUGGGUCAUGGGUCUGGGGACUGGUGGAUGACCGUAACCUGGGUCAUGGGUCUGGGGACUGGUGGAUGACCGUAACAUGGGUCAUGGGUCUGGGGACUGGUGGAUGACCGUAACCUGGGUCAUGAAUUUGGGGACUUGUGGAUGACCGUAACCUGGGUCAUGGGUCUGGGGACUGGUGGAUGACCGUAACCUGGGUCAUGGGUCUGGGGACUGGUGGAUGACCGUAACCUGGGUCAUGGGUCUGGGGACUGGUGGAUGACCGUAACCUGGGUCAUGGGUCUGGGGACUGGUGGAUGACCAUAACCUGGGUCAUGGGUCUGGGGACUGGUGGAUGACCGUAACCUGGGUCAUGGGUCUGGGGACUGGUGGAUGACCGUAACCUGGGUCAUGGGUCUGGGGACUGGUGGAUGACCGUAACCUGGGUCAUGGGUCUGGGGACUGGUGGAUGACCGUAACCUGGGUCAUGAGAGAAAUACAUGCAUAGUAGAAACUCCCUUAUGAGGACUGCUUUCUUUGAAUUGCACUUUAAUGGAUAACGCUCAAACUAAAUGUAUAUUUAUAUCUUUUUAUAAAGUCAGCGGGUUGUCUGCUCUUCACGUUUUACCUAUCAAUGUCGUCCGGGUCUGUAGAAUCUGUUGGAAAGAAUCAUGCAUCCAUUAUUCAA
Molecule: messenger RNA, 3080 nt
Organism: Oncorhynchus keta (chum salmon)
Lineage: Eukaryota; Metazoa; Chordata; Actinopteri; Salmoniformes; Salmonidae
Product: C-X-C chemokine receptor type 3-like
Exons: 3
Coding region: 238-1389 (383 amino acids)
Biological process (GO): G protein-coupled receptor signaling pathway; immune response
Cellular component (GO): membrane
Molecular function (GO): G protein-coupled receptor activity
Source: RefSeq, a predicted model, not a curated record